UGGAGGAAAAGCUCAUUCCCAAAUCCUAUUUGCCAAUCGCCAUCGCCAUUUUGUUCUCCUUCUUUCUCCAGGACACCGGCUUCUGAGUUGACUUGUAGCUUCUACAUCUUUAAAUCUUUUUCUCAGAUCAAAUUAUAGUCAUACAAUGGUGCCGGCUCUAGAGAAACCUGCUCCGGAAUUCGCUGGAACUGCUGUUGUCAAAGGGCAGUUCAAGGACAUCAAACUGUCGGAUUACAAAGGCAAAUACGUUGUCUUGUUCUUCUACCCACUUGACUUUACAUUCGUGUGCCCGACCGAGAUUAUCGCUUUCUCCGAGGCUUAUCCGGAGUUCCAGAAGCACAAUUGCGAGGUGAUUGCUGCGUCGACUGACAGCCACUUCAGCCACUUGGCCUGGGUGAACACCCCUCGCAAACAGGGAGGUUUGGGAGACAUGAACAUCCCCCUACUGGCCGACAAGUCCGCCAAGAUUGCCCGAUCUUACGGAGUGUACAAUGAGGAGACUGGAAUUCCGUACCGAGGUCUGUUCAUCAUCGAUGACAAGCAGCGUCUCCGUCAGAUAACUGUCAAUGACCUCCCUGUUGGACGCUCCGUAGAUGAGACUCUUCGUCUCGUACAGGCAUUCCAAUUCACCGACAAGCAUGGAGAAGUGUGUCCAGCUGGGUGGAAGCCGGGUGACAAAUCAAUGAAGCCCAGCCCCAAGGAGGCGCAGGAAUAUUUCCACGCCGUUAACUAAACAUGAAACAUUUUGUUCCAAUGUAAUACUUAAUCUUUUGUUUCCUUUGUUCAUUUAUUGUUAACUUUUCUUAAGAUUUAUCACUACAAAUGCAUUGUGAUAUUAAACAUGUUUAUGAUGAGGCUUUAAGGGAUGGUGAUCGGUGCUGAGUUCUAAGAGUGACUUUCAUUUCUCUAAUUGCAUUUGUUCUUUUCGUUUCAAAUUUCAAUUCUGAAUUUAGUUAUCUUAACUGGUUUUUCCUCAGAACUCAACAUCACAAUAAAGAGUAUCUAAGAUAGCUAGUUUUAAGUGUUUUUCACGUAUGUGUUAAUAAAAAUGUUUUCAUAGUA
Messenger RNA from Macrosteles quadrilineatus (aster leafhopper), 1062 nucleotides. Its product is annotated as peroxiredoxin 1-like. Gene Ontology annotation, molecular function: thioredoxin peroxidase activity. Lineage: Eukaryota; Metazoa; Arthropoda; Insecta; Hemiptera; Cicadellidae. The transcript has 4 exons. The coding region runs from base 146 to 733 and encodes 195 amino acids. Gene Ontology annotation, biological process: response to oxidative stress; cell redox homeostasis; hydrogen peroxide catabolic process. Gene Ontology annotation, cellular component: cytosol. The record is from RefSeq and is a predicted model, not a curated record.